This is a messenger RNA of Quercus lobata, 1404 nucleotides long. Its product is annotated as GATA transcription factor 28-like. Gene Ontology annotation, molecular function: sequence-specific DNA binding; zinc ion binding; protein binding. The coding region runs from base 198 to 1127 and encodes 309 amino acids. NCBI's taxonomy places the organism in Eukaryota, Viridiplantae, Streptophyta, Magnoliopsida, Fagales, Fagaceae. The record is from RefSeq and is a predicted model, not a curated record. Gene Ontology annotation, biological process: regulation of DNA-templated transcription. The transcript is spliced from 7 exons.
UUUAUUAUUCAAAUUGGACUUUUUUUUUGUUUUUUUUUUGUUUUGUGGUUCUGAAUUAUUGUCCCUCUCAAAGCUUUUAAUUUUGUUUACUGUAUUUGUAAAAUCAAAUUUCACUAAGAAUUCUAGGGUUUCAUUCUUUUUGCUUUUUCAAAUUAGUGUAAAGCUGUAAAUGGUGUAAUUGUUUGUGACUGUUGACAAUGGCGGAAUCGAAUCACGAAGCUUCGAUUUACAAUAGCAACAUUCAACAACAACAGCAGCAGCAGAAUGAAAUUGAGGAUGAAGACGACGACGUUGUGGGGGGAGACGAGGAGUCUAUAGACAAUCCCCAAUUGCGAUUCGUACCGGUGUCGACGCUAAACGGUGCCGUCCAAGAAGUUGCUCCCAAUGCCGUGUUUGUGCCCGGUGGCUCGGAUUAUCCUCCGGUGAACACCGGGAACGGUGGCUCUGACCAGCUCACGCUCUCGUUCCAGGGCGAGGUUUACGUGUUCGACGCUGUCUCGCCCGAUAAGGUACAGGCAGUUUUGUUACUUUUGGGUGGAUAUGAAAUCCCUUCUGGCAUUCCUGCUGUGGGAACAAUCCCUCUUAAUCAAAGGGGUAUGAAUGACUUUUCUGGAAGGUCAAUUCAACCACAGAGAGCUGCUUCCUUAAGCCGAUUCCGGGAGAAGAGAAAAGAGCGAUGUUUUGAUAAGAAGAUCCGUUACAACGUGCGGAAGGAAGUUGCACUCAGAAUGCAGCGAAAGAAGGGUCAGUUUACCUCAUCCAAAGCCAUAUCUGAAGAACUGGGCUCAGAUUCUUCAGUUUACAGUACGACACAAGGUUCUGGACAAGAUGACAGCAUGCAAGAGACAAUAUGUACACACUGUGGAAUUAGUUCAAAGUCUACUCCGAUGAUGCGUCGUGGGCCAGCUGGUCCGAGGACUCUGUGUAAUGCAUGUGGACUCAAGUGGGCCAACAAGGGAAUUUUAAGAGAUCUGUCUAAGGUUUCAAAUGUGGCUAUCCAGGAUCCUCCUGUGAAGCUAAUUGAACAGAAUAAUGGUGAAGCUAAUGACUUAGUCAUGGUAACCACAACUACAGACAUUGUCCCCUCCUCUAAUGGCGAUAUCUCUGCUGUAACUGCCGAAAGGUGAGUGAAAAGUUGCAUCUCCUGCAGCAGUUGCUGUGCCAUUUGUUGUUUUAGAGAAAAAUGUUAAAUAGAUCUGAAUUCAAUGUAGUAACUUUCAACUUACUUUGACCAGGUGUAGAUAUAUAUAUUCGUGCCCUCAAUAGGUGUACUAUUCUUCAUACUUAUUACUUCUGUAAUUUGGGUAUAGUAGAGCAUGGGCCAUUAUGAUUGUCAUCUAAAUUUUGUCAUUUGUAUUAUAUCUCCGCAAUGAAAAAAGCAGAAAUUGCCAAUUUUUUUUCCCC